Sinocyclocheilus grahami is the source of this 1699-nucleotide messenger RNA. Its product is annotated as 116 kDa U5 small nuclear ribonucleoprotein component-like. Gene Ontology annotation, cellular component: cytosol; U2-type catalytic step 2 spliceosome; U4/U6 x U5 tri-snRNP complex. Lineage: Eukaryota; Metazoa; Chordata; Actinopteri; Cypriniformes; Cyprinidae. The transcript is spliced from 13 exons. Gene Ontology annotation, biological process: mRNA splicing, via spliceosome. The annotation marks the transcript as partial. Gene Ontology annotation, molecular function: U5 snRNA binding; GTP binding; GTPase activity. The record is from RefSeq and is a predicted model, not a curated record.
UCUGUUGCUAGGUAUCAGAUUGAAGUGAAUCGUGUCCCUGCUGGUAACUGGGUGUUGAUUGAAGGGUGCGACCAGCCUAUUGUUAAAACGGCCACAAUCACAGAGCCCCGUGGAAAUGAAGAGGCUCAGAUCUUCAGGCCAUUGAAGUUUAACACGGCAUCAGUGAUAAAAAUCGCUGUGGAGCCGGUCAAUCCCUCAGAACUGCCCAAGAUGUUGGAUGGACUCAGAAAAGUCAACAAGAGUUAUCCAUCACUUACAACAAAGGUGGAGGAGUCAGGUGAACAUGUGAUUCUUGGUACAGGUGAGCUGUACCUGGACUGUGUAAUGCACGACCUGCGGAAGAUGUACUCUGAGAUCGAUAUCAAGGUGGCUGAUCCAGUGGUGACCUUCUGUGAGACUGUGGUAGAGACGUCCUCCCUGAAGUGUUUUGCUGAAACGCCCAAUAAAAAGAAUAAGAUUACCAUGAUUGCUGAGCCAUUGGAGAAGGGUCUAGCCGAAGACAUUGAGAACGAGGUGGUGCAGAUCACAUGGAACAGAAAAAAGUUGGGAGAGUUUUUCCAGACAAAGUAUGACUGGGAUUUGCUAGCAGCUCGUUCAAUUUGGGCUUUUGGACCUGACACAACCGGGCCCAACAUUUUAGUAGAUGACACUUUGCCCUCUGAGGUAGAUAAAGCUCUUCUCGGCUCAGUGAAGGACAGCAUUGUACAGGGCUUCCAGUGGGGCACACGUGAGGGUCCUUUGUGUGAUGAACCAAUCCGCAACGUGAAGUUUAAGAUCCUGGACGCAGUGAUCGCACAGGAGCCGCUGCACAGAGGAGGAGGACAGGUCAUCCCUACAGCUCGCAGAGUCGUCUACUCUGCCUUCCUGAUGGCCACGCCCAGGCUGAUGGAGCCCUAUUACUUUGUGGAGGUUCAGGCCCCUGCUGACUGCGUUUCUGCUGUGUACACAGUGCUGGCACGCAGGAGAGGUCAUGUGACGCAGGAUGCGCCAAUCCCUGGCUCUCCUCUCUACGCCAUCAAGGCUUUCAUUCCCGCUAUUGACUCGUUUGGCUUUGAAACUGAUCUCCGCACACACACGCAGGGCCAGGCCUUCGCGCUCAGUGUGUUCCACCACUGGCAGAUUGUUCCCGGUGAUCCUCUGGAUAAGAGCAUUGUGAUUCGUCCUCUAGAGCCUCAACCGGCCCCUCAUCUGGCCAGAGAGUUUAUGAUCAAAACCCGCAGGCGCAAAGGCUUGAGUGAGGAUGUCAGUAUCAGCAAGUUCUUCGAUGACCCUAUGUUGUUGGAGCUGGCCAAACAAGAUGUGGUGCUCAACUACCCGAUGUGAUAUGACAAAUGAACUUAACUCAUCCCAUCAUUCCCCUUCAGCUUCACCAGACUUGCCCCUACUACAAAUCAAUCCAGUUCUGUAUGAUGGAAUUUAAAAAACGUCUUUUUUUUAAUGUAAAGUGCUAGAAACAUAAACACCGAUUACUGUUGAUGUUAAUGCAGACUUUCCUAAAUUAACCUGUGACCUCCAAGAGCUCCCUUCUAAUUUUGUUCUUUGUUUAUUUUUAUGUUUGACAAGUGUUUUUGUAGUAUAAGAUGAUGUGAAGAACAGGCAAGUCUUUUUUCAAGAAGGUUUUUUUUUUUUUAAAUGUGUCUGAAAUCUCUUUAAGGUCUUACAUUUGUAUAAGUGUGAUUAAAAGCAUUUGGCCUGUGGA